UCUCCCACAACUGUAUAUAAUUCCUCCAUUUUUCUCUUCAAAUUCCCAUUCUCUAAUAAACUUCACCAUGAGAACCGCUUCCACCUUGCCACAAUUAUUCAUUGCCAUAGCUCUUCUAUCCGGCCUCGUCAAACCUGAUCCUGAGCCACUUCAAGACUACUGCAUCGCUGAUACAAAAGGGUCCAAAGCUUUCUUCAUCAAUGGUGUGCCCUGCAUUGACCCACAGCUAGCACAGGUCUCACACUUCACUACAUCAGCACUGUCCAAACCCGGAAACACAAGUGCCAACCCCUUCGGUUUCAGUAUCACACUCACCAACACCAUGAACUUGCCAGGGUUCAACACAAUGGGCCUGACCAUGGCUCGGGCAGAUAUAGCAGCCAAUGGGCUGGUCCCACUCCACAGCCACCCGAGGGCCUCGGAGGUGGCCACACUCCUAAAGGGUGCGCUCCUAGUGGGGUUCAUCGACACCAGUAAUCGUCUAUUCACACAACUAUUAAGGCCCGGUGACUCCUUUGUGUUCCCAAAAGGGAUGAUCCAUUUUCUCUAUAAUCUUGACUCGUUAGCCCCAGCAGUGGUGUUGGCCGGCCUCAAUAGCCAGAACCCUGGUACACAACUAACUUCUACGGCCGCGUUCGCAACAAACCCACGUUUACCGGAUGAGGUUUUGAAGAAGGCAUUUCAGAUUAGCGGGCAGGAUGUCGCCAGGAUUCGGAGGAACCUUGGAGGGUGAUUGUGCUGUUGAAUUCAAAUAAUUUAUGAUUAUCAUAAUUGUGAUGGUUUCCAGGAAUUGAAUGUAUGAUUGUGAUAGUUUCCAGGAAUUGAAUGGUGCUUGCUGGCUUGAGGGGGCUGGUGGGUGCACCACUAUAAAAUUGACUUGACAACUCUCAUAUUUGUAAUUUGAAUUAUUUGAACCUGAAGAUUGUGUUUUUGAUGGUGUGAAGAUGAAUUCCAUCAAAAUUAUGAU
Molecule: messenger RNA, 967 nt
Organism: Vitis riparia (riverbank grape)
Lineage: Eukaryota; Viridiplantae; Streptophyta; Magnoliopsida; Vitales; Vitaceae
Product: germin-like protein 3-1
Exons: 1
Coding region: 68-733 (221 amino acids)
Cellular component (GO): cell wall
Molecular function (GO): manganese ion binding
Source: RefSeq, a predicted model, not a curated record